Molecule: messenger RNA, 890 nt
Organism: Mus caroli (Ryukyu mouse)
Lineage: Eukaryota; Metazoa; Chordata; Mammalia; Rodentia; Muridae
Gene: Pdcl2
Product: phosducin like 2
Biological process (GO): protein folding
Cellular component (GO): cytoplasm
Source: RefSeq, a predicted model, not a curated record
GCACAUGCGCAGAGGUCCUGUUCGCUCUUGGUCUGCCCCUGGAGCGUUAGAGACCACUAGCCAGAGCUGGCUGGUUCCCUCUGCCAGCCUGGAGGAAGUUUGAGGCCCUGACCCCAGUGAGGGGCACAAGAGAACAUCAUGCAGGAUCCAAACGAAGAUACAGAAUGGAAUGAAAUUUUAAGGAAUUUUGGCAUUCUUCCUCCAAAAGAAGAACCAAAAGAUGAAAUUGAAGAGAUGGUGUUGCGCUUACAGCAGGAGGCCAUGGUUAAACCAUAUGAGAAGAUGACACUUGCACAACUGAAAGAAGCAGAAGAUGAAUUUGAUGAAGAAGACAUAAAAGCUAUUGAAAUAUAUAGAGAAAAGCGGUUACAGGAAUGGAAAGCACUUAAGAAGAAACAAAAAUUUGGGGAACUAAGAGAAAUUUCUGGAAAUCAGUAUGUGAACGAAGUCACAAAUGCAGAAAAAGACCUGUGGGUUGUAAUUCAUCUGUAUAGAUCAAGUGUCCCAAUGUGCUUGGUGGUUAACCAACAUCUAAGUGACCUAGCAAGAAAGUUUCCAGAAACCAAAUUUGUUAAAGCCAUCGUGAAUAGCUGCAUUGAACACUACCAUGACAACUGUUUACCAACAAUUUUUGUUUAUAAAAAUGGUCAGAUAGAAGGCAAAUUCAUUGGAAUUAUAGAAUGUGGAGGGAUAAAUCUCAAGCUAGAAGAACUUGAAUGGAAACUAUCAGAAGUUGGAGCGAUACAGACUGACUUGGAAGAAAACCCCAAAAAGGGCAUUGCAGAUAUGAUGGUGUCUUCAAUUAGAAACAUCUCCAUGUAUGACAGCGAUAGCUCUGGCAGUGACACUGAGGCUAAGUAGAGCUAGUUAAUAAAUAGCUUUACAGUGUA